This is a messenger RNA of Panicum virgatum (switchgrass), 2506 nucleotides long. RefSeq names its product J domain-containing protein required for chloroplast accumulation response 1-like. The record is from RefSeq and is a predicted model, not a curated record. Lineage: Eukaryota; Viridiplantae; Streptophyta; Magnoliopsida; Poales; Poaceae. Gene Ontology annotation, cellular component: cytoplasm; vesicle; intracellular membrane-bounded organelle. The transcript has 9 exons. The coding region runs from base 16 to 2091 and encodes 691 amino acids. Gene Ontology annotation, molecular function: clathrin binding. Gene Ontology annotation, biological process: clathrin coat disassembly; clathrin-dependent endocytosis.
AAAUCCGGGCCGCCGAUGGGGGCCGGGCGCCGCUGCAGGAACGCCAGCCAUGCGAAAUCCCCAGCGCCGCUCCCCGCCACAAGCCCAAGCAGCUGCCUCGGCCUCGUCCCUCCAGAGGCAGCUCCGCCGCACGUGCUCGAGCACCGCAGCCGCCGCGCCACCAUGGCUGGCGCGCCGCCGCUGAGGUCGGACCUCGACUUCGCCGACGUCUUCGGCGGCCCGCCGCGCCACUCGUCGGGGAACGAGCACCGCUCGCGCCGCGGCUCGCUGGACAGCUCGUCGUUCGGGUCGUCCGCGCCCAGGGCGCGGAGCGGGGGAUCGGAGGCGCCCGUGUUCGGGGAGCGCGUCAGCUCCGACCGGAGGAGGCAGCUCGGGGAGGAGUUCUACAAGGACAUAUUCCCCGGGAGCGAGGCGGCGUCGCCCAGACGGGGCGGCGUCGGGGACUGGGGGGAUGUGUUCGGCGGGCUGGCGUCGCCUGGCUCCACGGCCCACCCGCGAUCGAGCUUCUCCGUGAGGCCCAAUAGAGGCGCAGACAGUUCAAUGCCUACUUCUCCCUCUCGGCAAACAUCAACCAGAAAUGAUGAUGGGACUUCUUAUGCUUUCAGUAUUCCAACUUCACCGAAUGAAUCCAUGGACAAUUAUUUAGCCCAAGGGGCAGCCCAACAAGAUUCAAGGAAGAAGCCCUUUUCAUGGCAUCGCUAUCCAUUUCUAUCUAGGUUCCGUUCUCAAAGUGGAGGAAAGAAAAACACAUCUAACUAUGUCAGCUCCGUGGAUAGUGAAUGUGAAGGUACUCCUAUUAGCCUGGAAAGUAUUAUGGCCAAUGACAGGUUCCAUUUUUCAUUCUAUAAGUGGGCGGGCAAAGGAGCCUUGUUAGUGCUGCCGGCUACAGCAGGAGAAAAAGCUGGGGACAUUAUUGGACUCAGAAAUUUUCCUCAAGUUGUUGUGCAAGGCAUUGACCUAGGCGAUGACGAAGACAGCAUGUCAACUGCCACUGGAGCAUCGAAGAGUCAACCAGAGUAUGAAGAUUCCAAAUCGGGAAAACAUAGUACAAACUCAGCAACCAAGGAAGGAGCUAUUCCUUUACUCUUUGAUGAGUACAUGCAAGGAAUGAAACAGGGCAAUGAUUAUACAAAGAAUGAUGCUUCAUCACCUAUCCCGAGUACUAAAAGUUCUCGAUCACCUUCAGGAGAUAAAAGUCGUAGUAGCAGGGUAAAGGAAAAGGUUAAGGGUUUCAUAAAAUUAUUUAGCCCUGAGAGUUCACCAAAGCGCAAAAGAGCACCAGAAAUGCCAGACCAGACAUCUGUGCGGAAAAAUGGAAGCAAAAGUGAACUGCAAGAUAAGUUUAGCAUUUCCAAUCUGGAGGCCAAUGAGAAUGUUGAAACAGCCCAAAUGAACAAUCGGAAUGCAUUUAUACCUGCACCUUAUCCAGUGAGUGAUGUGCAAGAGCGGAUGGACAAACCAGUCCUGAUAGAUAAUAGUAAAAUGGAGACAAAAAUGAAUACAAUUUCAGGGAGAAAUGAAGCUGCUUCUAAUGAGUCAAUAAAUGAUGAUACAACAGACAAAGCAGACACCACAAUAGAUCAAGAUGAAAGAUACAUUGAAGAUCUUGAUGGUUGUGUGGUUGAGCAUGUCUCCGAAUGUCCUGUUCUUCCUGAUCAUCAGGAAAAGGAGCUAAUAAAGAUAUCCGAAUCUAAAAUCCGUGAAUGGUCAAGGGGAAAAGAAGGAAAUAUUAGGUCAUUGCUUUCGACACUGCAAUAUGUCCUGUGGCCUGAGAGUGGAUGGAAACCAGUUCCUCUUGUUGAUAUAAUCGAAGGAGCAGCAGUCAAGAAGGCUUACCAGAAAGCAUUAUUAUGCCUCCAUCCAGAUAAGUUACAGCAACGAGGAGCUGCCACCCAUCAGAAGUAUAUAGCAGAGAAGGUUUUUGAUAUUCUACAGGUACACUGGAUUUAUCACAAGCGUAUUUCUGAUUUACAUAGGAGUUGGAUAGUGGAACGAGCUGAUUUGAGACAUACGGUAUUUGACAAUGGAACUAUGGAGCCACACUGCCUCCAGGAAUCAUGGAAUGAGUUCAAUUCAGUCACUUUUGGAUAGUAGUAGCUUAAUCAAUUAUUACAAUCUACUCCCAUCACAGACAUGUUUUCAGUGUCUGCAGCAGUUGGUUGAAACAACCUACAGCAAUAUGUAGCAAAAAGGCAACCCAAGAGAGUUGUUGUCGAGCAUUAUGAAUUUAGAUGUUACUGCAGUCGCAGGCAAUGCUGCCCUCCGACCUUUGUUGAAAAUAUCCGAUUGUAAAAAAUAUAAUAUGUAUCUGUUAGGUCUAUUGUAUCCAGAGGCCUGGAAUAUCACACGAGGAAUGCUUCAUGUGCUGGUUUUUCGAUACUGUUGAAGAUCGGGCAUAAAAAUGUUAUAAGUACUCUGUUGGUAUUGGGUUGUGUACCAUGCUCAUUUAUUUGUCAGAUGUAGUAUCACAACACCAGAUGAAAACGGAGAUACCAUUUGUUUUCAA